AUGUCAACAUUGAUAUUUACUUAUAAGACGGUUUUCCAAUCUAAACAGAAACACGAAAAAUGUAAAUAAGUCGGUUUUAAAAACUGUAAUCAUGACAAAAAAUCUGGGUGGAUGGAUCCACAGUUUUACUGUUACCGACACGCUCAUCCACAAACAGGGCUAUACCAUCUAUAAAAUAACAUCAGUUGUUUUUCCUCGUUCAGUCCCAGAAGCCCUCACUUGUAUAUCCGUAUGGAAGCGGUUCCAUGAUGUGAAACGCCUCUACCGGGAAAUAUCUCGUCGACAUAAAACAAUGCAUCUUAAUGGUUGUGUACCUGAGCCAACCGAUCACAGUUAUUUUAAACGAUUCGAUGCCAAAGUCAUCCAGAGUCGAAAAGAAUACAUCCUUGAUUUACUAGACUUUGUAGCCCAACAUCCGGCCCUUUAUAAGUCUCAUUCGUUUAUGCAUUUCUUCGAUGAUGGUCAUUCAGCUGAGAAUUCACCUUUUCACAAAGAUCCAUCGUCCAAGGGUAACAUUGAGGCAAUUUGUGACAAACUGGACAUACAGUACGACGAUAGUUUGAGUCUAGUUGAUCCUAAGAAAGAACAGACGUUCGCGCAGUCAUUUGAAAAUAAGCUUGUAAAGCCUCCCGAAGAAUCGAUGGCCAUGUUAGAAAAUGUUAAAGAUGAAACACCUCCCAAUGAACCUAAGGAGUCCGUGCGGGAUUUUUCGAAGAUCUUGACACCGAUGGUGUCGUUCGAGGGAGAGGAUAACGAUUAUAUAUACGAAGCAGCGUUGGAAUUCAGUCGAGCAGUUCAAGCUGAAGUAAACAUGGAAUAUGCUGACGCCUACAAAGGGUACAAGAAGGGCGUCGAUGUUCUUCUCUCAGGAGCAAAAGACGACUCCAAUGAAGAGCGAAAAAAUAUAGCAAAAACCAAAGUUAAUAAAUAUAUGUCCAGAGCUGAAGACAUUUUUGAAAAAUUCUUACAAAACCAAGAAGAUGAUAGCAAAAACAAUUUUCAACUCUCUAUUGAUGUGACUGAUUGCUGUGAUUCGAAACCCAGUUCACUGUACUUAGAACGUCCAUGGAAUCAUUUGGCCAAGUAUAAAGUUCUUCGGAUUAUUGACACCGUAAUGCUUGUGCAAAACGUUACCGACAAAACUGUAUUCAUUAUGAAGGGAAUAGAAAAACCCUCAAGUAAUUCGCCCGCCCAAACAGUAUUUCUACCCCAAGGUGUACCUUAUAUGGUCAGCUUGGUGGCAUUCUUUCAGUCCGAACAAAAGAUAUUUUUUCUACUGCAACAAGCUAAGGGUGGCAAGUUGUUUGACUACGUAAAGUCGUAUACACCCACUAGCGUGAAGACAGUUUCUCUUAGUGAGAUUUUUACCGAAGUCGAUCCGGAAAAAAAUAAAACAAAUUGUAUCUCAGCUGAAAAUCUGGCCAAGUCAAAUACCCAUGACUCAGGUUUUGCUGAGACACCUGACAUUCCAACUGCAUCGGAAAAUAUGGAUUUUAACGAUAUCGUGAUUUGUUCACAGAAACUUAUUGAAUCUGUUUCAAAUACUCUUAAAGAGGUGGAUAAUAAGAAAGAAGAGCAACUCACAGUUGAAGAUGUUAGUCCCUUGCCUCUGACUCCGUCCAGAUUUCCAAAGUCUCCGAAGAAAAAGAUGAGUCUACCGGAAGCAAGCGUCAAGCAGUGGGCAAGAGAAUUGAUUACAGCUGUUAACGCGUUGCAUUCCAAAGGUGUGAUAUUGGGAGACCUUCAUGGUGGUAACCUACUCUUGGGUUCAAAGGGGCAAUUACUUUUGACGUACUUCUAUCAAAACGAAGGGAUAUCUGACGGAUUACAAAAGGUUUGCAGUCCUAAGGCCUUGUCUGAACACUAUGUCGCUCCUGAAAGGCCAUUGACAACAAAAUCCGACUGGUGGAGCUGUGGGGUUGCAUUAUAUCAAUUGCUUUUGGGUGUGUCUUUCAAACAAUGUCACCCUGGCAGUAUGGAUCUCUAUAGUUCAAUACAAUAUCCACAUGUAGAAAUCUCUGAAGAAGCAGUUGAUUUGCUUGAGGGAUUAUUACAAAUAACGCCAGUAUUAAGAUUUGAUUUUGAUAAAAUAUGUGAGCAUUCAUUUUUCAAAGGAACUAACUGGGAAGAGUUGGCCCAUAUUGGUAUCAAUUCAAUUUGAAAUGUGUAUUUUUCUGACUGCUAAAAUUUAUCAUAAUUAUUAUAUAUAUUUAUACUUGUAUUAAUAAUAAAUAAAUAAUCAAGAAAGUGUGUAAAAUA
This is a messenger RNA of Eupeodes corollae, 2259 nucleotides long. RefSeq names its product ribosomal protein S6 kinase delta-1. The transcript has 6 exons. The record is from RefSeq and is a predicted model, not a curated record. Gene Ontology annotation, biological process: protein phosphorylation. Gene Ontology annotation, molecular function: protein kinase activity; ATP binding; phosphatidylinositol binding. The coding region runs from base 92 to 2161 and encodes 689 amino acids. NCBI's taxonomy places the organism in Eukaryota, Metazoa, Arthropoda, Insecta, Diptera, Syrphidae.